AACUGUAUGUUCACGUCUCUCUCUCUCUCCCUCUCUCGUCGGUCUUGCCUCCGUGCGUGACACCGGCGCACCAUAUGCCUCCCAAAACAAGACACAGUGAAGCAACGCAAAGUAUUGAAUAAGUAGCAAGAUAACAUAGCUAACGGACAUCAAGCCAGCUGCGUUAUUCAGAGUCAAGCUAGCUAGCUAUCUUAGCUAACUGUGCCAUGGACCCGCGAGACACAGCACCGGAUUCGUGGGAGCAGGAGGAGGAUGUCAAGGCCCGAGCUGCCGCGGGGCUCCAGUCCGCUCUCGCCGCUCUCAACGUCAAUGCCAAGCCAUUUAUCCCGAAUGUCGACGCGGCGGUGUUUGUGCCGACUUUCCUUCAAAGUAGCCCUACGGAAAUCUCAAAUUCCGACGGUCACGGUGCUGAGCCAGUUGCCAGCAUGGAGGUUUUAGAAACAGUUGCUCCGGUGGAGAACGGAGGAGGGACAGAAACAGACAUGGCGGUGGAGGUGGAGACGUGGGAGCAGAAAGAGGAGCCCGGGGAAGGAGAACCAGGAGGAGGGGGAGCCCUGGGAGGAGAGGGAGGUUCCAGUGAAGAGGCACAGGGAAGGGAGGAAGUGGAGAUGAUGGAGGAGGAAGAAGAGGAGGAGUUGCCCGUGCUAAAAGUAAUCCCGCUCCCACCAAAUGCCCCGAAGAAGGAGCAUGUCAAUGUGGUGUUCAUCGGUCAUGUGGAUGCUGGUAAAUCAACUAUUGGAGGACAGAUCAUGUAUUUGACAGGUAUGGUGGAGAAAAGAACCCUGGAGAAAUAUGAAAGAGAAGCCAAAGAAAAAAACAGAGAAACAUGGUACCUGUCCUGGGCCCUGGACACUAACCAGGAGGAGAGAGACAAGGGAAAGACGGUGGAGGUGGGGAGAGCCUACUUUGAGACAGAGAAAAAACACUUUACUAUCCUGGAUGCCCCUGGCCACAAAAGCUUUGUCCCCAACAUGAUUGGUGGGGCAUCACAGGCUGACUUGGCAGUGCUGGUGAUCUCGGCCAGAAAAGGAGAGUUUGAGACAGGCUUUGAGAAGGGAGGCCAGACGCGGGAGCACGCCAUGCUGGCCAAGACGGCUGGAGUCAAACACCUCAUCAUCCUCGUCAACAAGAUGGACGACCCCACCGUCAACUGGAGCUUGGAAAGGUAUGAGGAAUGUAAAGAGAAAUUAGUGCCAUUUCUGAAGAAGGUGGGCUUCAACCCAAAGAAGGACAUCUACUUCAUGCCUUGCUCUGGGCUAACGGGAGCCAACUUGAAGGACCCCAUAGAGGAGUGCACGUGGUACACGGGGUUGCCAUUCAUCCCACACCUAGACAGCCUGCCAAGCUUCAACAGAAUCACAGACGGCCCCGUCAGAUUACCCAUUGUAGACAAAUACAAGGAUAUGGGCACGGUGAUCCUGGGGAAGCUGGAGUCUGGCUCCAUUGCCAAAGCCCAGCAGCUGGUCAUGAUGCCUAACAGGCACACAGUGGAGGUGCUGAGCCUGCUGUCUGAUGAGGUGGAGACAGAUGAAGCUGUUCCUGGAGAGAACCUGAAGCUAAGGCUGAAGGGCAUCGAGGAAGAGGAGAUUCUGCCUGGCUUCAUCCUCUGUAACGCUGAGAACCUCUGCCACUCCGGACGCACCUUUGAUGCCCAGAUCGUCAUCAUUGAGCAUAAAUCCAUAAUCUGCCCAGGUUACAACGCAGUCCUACACAUCCACACCUGUAUUGAAGAAGUACAAAUCACAGCCUUAAUCUGUCUAGUGGACAAGAAGACAGGUGAGAAGAGCAAGACGCGACCUCGCUUUGUCAAACAGGACCAGGUGUGCAUCGCCCGGCUUCGGUGUGCCGGAACCAUCUGCCUCGAGACCUUCAAAGACUUCCCACAGAUGGGGAGGUUCACCCUACGAGAUGAAGGCAAAACCAUUGCUAUUGGCAAAGUGCUGAAGCUGGUACCAGAGAAGGACUAAUGUGAACCAGCCCUGGAAUCCUGGGACAGUUGUCAUGACAGAGGCGGAAGCUGCUGACGCCGACCUAGCCAGCCACCCCCUCUUACAUACCACUCUCUCCUGAAGAGGAUGAGGAAGAGAGGGAGGAGAACAAAUGAAGUUUGAAAAUAAAGAAGAAACUGUAAAAAGUGACUGAAUCAGUUUUUAUGAUGAACAAUAUUAAAGAAAGACAAGUCCAGUGUGUCAGCUUUCUCAUAUUGAGAGCUCAGCUAUGCCACUAAUGUAGCCGCUACCCUUUCCUAGGCCAACCUCACUCUGCGCUGGUCUACCUUUUUGUUUUGGAAAUGGGAAUGUAUGCAGUGUUACAUUGUUUGGAAAGGAAGGGACUGACGUUGCAUCCGGUUGCAUCACUUUGGACCAGAGUUAGCUAGUUAUACCCAUUCAAAUCCAAAAUAUUAUACCAAAAUGUUAAUAUUUUGGUUGUAGACAUCCCCAUACCAAAAUCCUAUCUGGUAUGUUCACACACAAUCAAACAAACAUGGUUCCUGUUGUGAUCAUGUGUUGUCACGUUACCAACAACAAUGAAAAUAAAGUAUCAAACUGAGGAAUAAAAGUAAAAGCUCUGUUUAUUCUCAAUUUCUUACUAUGUUCAUUUAGCCUUUUUGAAUCUUGUAUGUAGAAAGAAGUGUGCAGAAAUUGUCCUCAAACUUCUUGCAAAUAAAGUUGGGAUGUUUCAAUUUCAAGAGUGAAGCGAACCAAUCGAUUUGCGCAUGCGUCAACCUGGAUAUGUGGAUAAACGUGAAGAAAGAAGUAUGGCAGACAAACCGGAGGAUUUGCCACUGGACCGGGUGCAGGUAAAGAAGGCUGUUCAAGCACUACAGGCUUUCCUGAAGACCAAGUCCACCCUAGACUCUCUGCUCCUGGACGAGAGUCAACACCUCGCCCUCCACUUCACACUAUGGAAGAUCCCCAAGCAGAGCCAGACCAUCCGCAUCCCCUUGCCUCAUGGCAUCCGCACUGAUGCAGACGAGGUGUCACUUUACCAGAGAUGAACGGAACACGACCCCUGACCAGACCCAGCAGUUCUACAAGAAGCUCCUGACAGAGCGGGGGGGGGGUCAAGAAUAUCAGAGGUGAUCCCUUAUAAGACCCUGAGGACUGAGUACAAGCCCUUUGAAGCCAAACGACGGCUGCUGGGGAACUUUGACAUGUUUAUUUCAGACGACCGCAUUCGCCGCCUGCUGUCCUCGCACUUCUACGAGAGAAAGAAGGAGCCUUAUUCAUUGAACCUGCAGAGCAAGAAGCUGGCCUUGGACAUCCAGAGAACCAUCCAGGGAACAACAAUCUCCAUUUCUAAGAAAGGCUGCUGCUGGUGAGGCCUGCUCCCUGACUUACAUGGCUUGUGUGGCCCACUCUGGGAUGGCUGCAGAUGAAAUAGCAGAGAAUAUUGAUUCAGCUGUCAGCACCAUCGUGACAAAACUACGCAUG
Salmo salar (Atlantic salmon) is the source of this 3434-nucleotide messenger RNA. The record is from RefSeq and is a predicted model, not a curated record. Lineage: Eukaryota; Metazoa; Chordata; Actinopteri; Salmoniformes; Salmonidae.